AUGGAGAGGCAGGAAAGCAAGCAGGCUUCAGUGUUGAUGUGGGUUUUGGCCGCUGGCUUGCUUUCUCACAAUUUGGCGUUCCCUGUAUUGGCCACAACCUUUGGAGAUCAGAAGAACUACUACUCCCCAGAUCCACAUUCAAGAAGUCCUCCUUCCGGAGGUAGCUCUGUUAACCCACCAUCUCACUCAACGCCAUCAACUCCUUCAGGUGGUCCAACACCAUCAAUCCCUUCAGGUGGAAAUUGUGGAACCCCACCAAGUGUAGCUACUCCACCAACACCAUCAAACCCUCCGCGAGGAGGUGGAUACCACCCCACCCCUCCAACCACAGGAGGCAGUCCCCCAACACCAGUCAUUGUAAGCCCGCCAACCACCCCAAGAAUUACUCCAGGCACCCCUUUCACCCCCACGCCUCCGUUCAUUCCUGACCCAAAUUCACCCUUCUCAUGCAAUUACUGGAGAACUCACCCGGCACUAAUAUGGGGUGUUAUGGGCUGGUGGGGAACAAUGGGAAACGCAUUUGGUGUGACUAGCUUGCCUGGAUUUGGAACGAGUAUGACCUUGCAGCAAGCACUUUCAAACACACGUACUGAUGGGUAUGGGACACUCUACCGAGAAGGUACUGCUUCCUUGCUCAACUCCAUGGUGAGCAAUAGGUUCUCUUUCACAACCAGGCAAGUCAGGGAGAAUUUCGUUGCUUCACUAGCCUCCAACAAGGCUGCAGGAGCACAGGGACAUCUUUUCAAGCUGGCCAAUGAGGGCAGACUCAAGCCCAGAGUCUGAUGAGAGAUUAUCUUUUAUUCAUGUUCACAGUUCAGUUUGUGGAAAGCAUAAUUAACUGGUAUAUCUUUUGUGGGUGUGUGCUAUUUAAUUAGGUUCAUGUGCGACCUAUCUUAUGAUCAACUUGGAGGCCAUAUUAAGGAUAGGUUGACAAUAUUGUAAUAUUGCUCAAGUUGAUGUUUUCUUGUUUAGUUUUCAAUAAGAUUCAUGGUUUAAUUUGAAUU
Populus euphratica (Euphrates poplar) is the source of this 1004-nucleotide messenger RNA. RefSeq names its product protodermal factor 1-like. The record is from RefSeq and is a predicted model, not a curated record. Bases 1 to 783 code for a protein of 260 amino acids. NCBI's taxonomy places the organism in Eukaryota, Viridiplantae, Streptophyta, Magnoliopsida, Malpighiales, Salicaceae. The transcript has 3 exons.